Molecule: messenger RNA, 1725 nt
Organism: Chelmon rostratus (copperband butterflyfish)
Lineage: Eukaryota; Metazoa; Chordata; Actinopteri; Chaetodontiformes; Chaetodontidae
Gene: cpne5b
Product: copine Vb
Exons: 21
Coding region: 1-1725 (574 amino acids)
Biological process (GO): cellular response to calcium ion
Cellular component (GO): plasma membrane
Molecular function (GO): calcium-dependent phospholipid binding
Source: RefSeq, a predicted model, not a curated record
AUGGAGGGAGACGUUAUGGACAAGCUCGAGGACAUGUCAUCGGUGUACGACUUCGACCCGAUCACCGGCAACAUCCCCGCCACCAAAGUAGAAAUCACCGUCUCCUGCAGAAAUCUGCUGGAUAAAGACACAUUUUCCAAGUCAGAUCCAUUAUGCGUGCUCUAUACGCAAGGUGUCGAAACCAAACAGUGGAGAGAGUUUGGUAGAACGGAGGUGAUAGACAACACCCUAAACCCCGACUUUGUCCGAAAGUACAUCUUGGACUACUUUUUUGAGGAGAAGCAGAACCUUCGCUUUGACCUGUACGAUGUCGACUCCAAAAGCCCAGACCUGUCUAAACAUCCCGCAGAACUCAACGACUUCUUGGGUCAGACAUUCUGCACUCUCGGGGAGAUUGUUGGAUCACCAGCCAGUCGACUGGAGAAACCACUGGGAGGGAUCCCAGGGAAGAAAUGUGGCACCAUCGUCUUGUCUGCAGAGGAGCUGAGCAAUUGUCGAGACAGCGCCACUAUGCAGUUCUGUGCCAACAAAUUGGACAAGAAGGACUUCUUUGGCAAGUCGGACCCUUUCAUGGUCUUCUACAGAAGCAACGAGGAUGGAACGUUUACUAUCUGCCAUAAAACAGAGGUGGUGAAGAACACGUUGAACCCGGUGUGGCAGCCUUUCACUAUCCCCGUGCGGGCGCUCUGCAAUGGAGACUACGACCGAACAAUCAAGGUGGAGGUGUAUGACUGGGACAGGGACGGCAGCCAUGACUUCAUUGGGGACUUUACGACCAGCUACCGAGAGCUAGCUCGAGGGCAGAGCCAGUUCAAUGUGUACGAGGUGAUUAAUACCAAGAAGAAAAUGAAGAAAAAGAAAUAUGUCAAUUCUGGAACAGUGACCUUGCUCUCGUUCUCAGUGGAGUCAGAGUUCACAUUCUUAGAUUACAUCAAAGGAGGGACGCAGAUCAAUUUCACUGUGGCCAUCGAUUUCACAGCAUCUAAUGGUAACCCCUCUCAGUCCACCUCACUGCACUACAUGAACCCCUACCAGCUGAACGCCUACGCCAUGGCCCUGAAGGCUGUUGGGGAGAUCAUUCAGGACUACGACAGCGACAAGAUGUUCCCCGCUCUGGGCUUCGGAGCCAAGCUGCCCCCUGAUGGACGGGUGUCACAUGAGUUUCCACUGAAUGGAAACAUGGAAAAUCCAUACUGCAAUGGCAUUGAGGGAAUCUUAGAGGCGUACCACCAGAGUCUGAGGACAGUGCAGCUGUAUGGGCCAACUAACUUCGCUCCUGUGGUGAACCAUGUUGCCAGGUAUGCAGCAGCAGUGCAGGACGGCUCCCAGUACUUUGUGCUCCUCAUCAUCACAGACGGUGUCAUCUCUGACAUGGCCCAGACCAAAGAGGCCAUUGUAAAUGGUGCCAAGCUUCCCAUGUCCAUCAUCAUAGUUGGAGUGGGCCAGGCUGAGUUUGACGCUAUGGUCGAGCUGGAUGGUGAUGACAUCAGGAUCUCUUCUCGGGGGAAACUGGCAGAGAGAGACAUUGUUCAGUUUGUUCCCUUCAGAGAUUAUAUGGACCGGACAGGCAACCACGUGCUGAGCAUGGCGCGGCUCGCUAAAGACGUGUUAGCAGAGAUCCCCGACCAGUUCAUCUCUUACAUGAAGAGCCGGGGGAUCAAACCCAACCCGGCGCCGCCUCCCUACACGCCGCCCGGACACACACACCACCACACGCAGAUCUGA